UUUUGAGCCUAAGCUGGUACUAUAUAUAUUAGACUCCAACCAUCCUUGAAUUCAGUAAAUAUAUUUCAGCCAAACAUCUCCCCCUCUCUCUCUCUCUCACAAACAUAUUUGGUGUGAACUACUUAAGGAGUGUGCUUCUGCACUACUGCUAUACUAUAUAUAUAUGUACACACACAAACACACACCCAUAUAUCGCUGUCUGAACAAAAAAUAGAAAGAAAAAAUGGAGAGCUCAAGAAGGCAGGAUUUGAAGGCAUCAGUUAAGGUUCCUGAUGAGAACACUAUUGAUUGGAGAGGAAAGCCUUCCAACCCCCAAAAGCAUGGAGGAAUGAGAGCUGCUGCCUUUGUUCUAGGGCUUCAAGGAUUUGAGAUAAUGGCAAUAGCUGCAGUUGGGAAUAAUCUGAUAACAUAUGUUAUAAACGAGAUGCACUUUUCGUUGUCGAAAUCUGCAAACACAGUCACAAACUUCAUUGGCACAGUCUUCAUCCUCUCACUCCUUGGUGGCUACCUUUCUGACUCUUAUCUCGGUUGCUUCUGGACCAUUCUCAUCUUUGGCUUCGUUGAACUUUCGGGUUUGAUCUUGCUAUCGGUACAAGCCCACGUGGGGCAGCUGAAGCCGCCGCCAUGCGACAUGGUCAACGACAGCGCGCAGUGUGUUGAAGCGAAAGGGUUCGAAGCCUUAAUAUUUUUCGUGGCCCUUUAUUUGGUGGCGUUAGGGAGUGGGUGCGUUAAGCCUAACAUGAUAGCACAUGGGGCAGACCAGUUCAACCAAGACGAUGAAAAGCAAUCCAACAAACUCUCCUCUUACUUCAAUGCCGCCUACUUCGCCUUCUCCAUGGGCGAGCUCAUCGCCUUGACCGUCCUAGUUUAUGUCCAAACGCACUCCGGCAUGGACAUCGGCUUCGGGGUGUCGGCCGCCGCCAUGGCCAUGGGCCUCAUCGCCAUCAUCUCCGGCACAGUUAUGUACCGCAACAAGCCGCCUCAGGGGAGCGUCUUGACCCCUAUCGCACAGGUGAUUGUGGCUGCGACUUUGAAUAGAAAGCAAAUGUGCCCAUCUGAUCCCGGGAUGCUUCAUGGCAGCCACUCCAAGGAGCCUAAUACUGACAACUCCAUUUCCGACAGUUUUUCCAAUAGUCAACUCACCCAAAGAUUCAGAUUCUUGAACAAGGCAUGCAUGAAGAAGGAGGAUAGCGAAGAGGAAAGUGGAUGGAGAGUUUGCAGUGGGGAGCAAGUGGAGCAAGUGAAGAUACUGAUCUCAGUGAUGCCCAUAUUCGCGUGCACCAUCAUCUUCAACACAAUCCUCGCCCAGCUUCAGACAUUCUCCGUCCAGCAAGGCAGCGCCAUGGACACCCGCCUCUCCGAAUCCUUCCACAUCCCUCCCGCCUCCCUCCAGGCCAUCCCCUACCUCAUGCUCAUCUUCGUCGUCCCCCUCUACGACGCCGUCUUCGUCCCCUUCGCCCGCCGCCUCACGGGCCACCGCUCCGGCAUCAGCCCUCUCCGCCGCAUCGGCGCCGGCCUCCUCAUCGCCACCUUCUCCAUGGUCGCCGCCGCGCUGGUGGAGCGCAGGCGCAGGGCCGCCGGCGCCGCUGAGCCGCUGCGGAUCUGGUGGAUCGCGCCGCAGUUCCUUAUAUUCGGGUUCUCGGAGAUGCUCACCGCCGUGGGCCUCAUCGAGUUCUUCUACAAGCAGGCGCUGAAGGGGGGCAUGCACGCGUCGCUCACCGCCAUAACCUACUGCUCCUACUCCUUCGGCUUCUUCCUCAGCUCGGUGCUGGUGUCGCUCGUGAAUCGCGUCACGGCGCGGUCGGGCCCCGGCUGGCUCACGGAUAACAACCUCGAUAACGAUCGCUUGGACCUCUUCUAUUGGCUGCUUGCGCUUCUCAGCUUCCUCAACUUCCUCAACUAUCUCUUCUGGUCGAGCUGGUAUAACAAUGGCUUCAAAGUUGGAGGCGGCGGCGAUGACAUUGUAUGACAUAUGUAUAGGAUAAAUGAUCAUUUGCUCCUUUUGAAGAUGGAUAGUUUGAUGAUGGAUAGUUGGAUAUGUAAACAUGUCCCUUAACCGCUAUCAUUAGCAUUAAAUUAACCACCUAAUUAAGUUGAUGUUAUA
Messenger RNA from Salvia miltiorrhiza (redroot sage), 2104 nucleotides. Its product is annotated as protein NRT1/ PTR FAMILY 4.3-like. Bases 224 to 1969 code for a protein of 581 amino acids. NCBI's taxonomy places the organism in Eukaryota, Viridiplantae, Streptophyta, Magnoliopsida, Lamiales, Lamiaceae. Gene Ontology annotation, molecular function: transmembrane transporter activity. Gene Ontology annotation, cellular component: membrane. Gene Ontology annotation, biological process: oligopeptide transport; transmembrane transport. The transcript has 5 exons. The record is from RefSeq and is a predicted model, not a curated record.